AUCAGCCCCAUUUUAGAGGAGGAAACUGAGGCAGGCAGAGAUUAAGGAAUUUGUCCUGGUUAACAGUCAAUAAGUGAGGCUGGAUCUGAACACAGGUCUUCCUGACUCCAGGCACGACCCUCCAUCCACUGUUUCAUCUAGAAGAAGUAGAGAGGAAGGUGGAACGGGGGGGGGGGCGGGGAGAAACCUAAGAAAAGUCAGUGGGUGGGACCGAGAAGACCUGGCCACCAGAGCCCCACGUCCUGCCCAGAGCAUCCUCAGCAACGUCGGGACCCGGAUGUAGAAGCCCCCGUGAGAGAGGUUACAGAGGGAAGAUCUCGCCCUCCCCCAGCUAGAAGGGCUUGAGAAACAGGGCUAAAGAAUGUGUGGCAGAACAUCCUGCCACUUGCCUGUAGAGACUGUCAGGAGGGCAUGUAGCUACGUGGACAGCUUUGGGGAGGUACAGCUUCCUGAUUGGAAGGAUGAAGAUAAGUACUUUCCCUCCUACAACAAGAGUCCCCAGUCCAACAGCCCAGUGCUGGUAUCUCGAUUACAUUUUGAAGAGGAUGCUGACCCUUUUGAUCGGGUAAUUGUUUCAAUGCGCUGGGGUUUGAUCCCAUCUUGGUUCAGAGAGGCUGAUGCUUCAAAGAUACAGUUCAAUACCAGCAACUGUCGAAGUGAAACAAUGAUGGAAAGGCGGUCAUAUAAGGUGGCCCUGGAAAAGGGCAGGAGAUGUGUGGUGCUGGCAGAUGGGUUUUUUGAGUGGCAGCAGUUUCGGGGAGAAAAGCAGCCUUAUUUCAUCUACUUCCCCCAAAUCAAGACUGAAACGUCAUUCUUCAGCCGUUCAGUAGAAGAGGAAGUCUGGGAUGACUGGAGGCUACUAACAAUGGCUGGUAUCUUUGACUGCUGGAUACCGCCAAAUGGAGGAGAGCCCCUCUACUCGUAUACCAUCAUCACAGUGGACUCCUGCAAAGCCUUAAGUGACAUUCAUCACAGGAUGCCUGCUUUACUGGACGGUGAAGAAGAAAUUGCUAAAUGGUUGGAUUUUGGUGAGGUACCAAUUCAGGAAGCUCUGAAGGUGAUUCAUCCCAUAGAGAACAUUACCUUCCAUCCUGUUUCUACUAUUGUGAACAACUCCCUGAACAAUACACCCCAGUGUCUUGAACCUGUUGAGAUCGAGGAGAUGCCCUAUGUCAGUCCUAGCCGCCGGAAGAUGACACCAGAAUCCCCCCCAAAGGAAGACCCUGAUCUUCCCAAGAGGUCCAGGCAGGCUGGACAGAAGAGUUCUGCCCCUUCCAAGAGGGGCAGUGCACAGUUAAUGGAACAGUGGCUGAAAAAGCAUAGCAAGAAGCCCAAGAUUCAAUAAAUAAAUGCAAGGAGUCUUUCUCUGUCGGCACAUGAGGGUGACUGAGAUGUCCAAGUUUAGCUCCUGAUUCCUGACUCUCCCUGGCAAGGCAUCUCUUCCAGGGGUUCCCAUUUUGCAGCUUUUCUGACCACCUCUUCUCUCCCUGUAGUCCAGGUCCUAAAAAUGGUUGUCCUGGGCUAGGAGGAGCUUUUUUUUCUCCCAUUGGUAUUCUUGCCCCCACAACCACAACCUACAAUGUGUAUGUAAUUUUCUUAUUUACAAAGACAGGGUAGGAAAGACUAUUGAACUCAAAUUUAGCUCUUGAAUUGUCUUACAUUUUGUCAUACCAAAUGCCUGUCUCUUUAAGAAGGCCACUGUACUAGAAAUUUUCUCCUGUUUUUCAUUCUAUGGGUUUAGUAUUCAGCUAUUUUUUUCAAGUUGUUUAUGGGAAUUUGACAAAAUGAGUGGCACAAUGAGGUCAUGAAUUGUAGGCUCUCGCAGUUGUGCAGCCGGGGAUGGGAGGAGCCUGGCCUGGGUUUUAUAUAAAAAUCUGUAUCUCAGGAAUGUGCAGUUAGCUCUGCCAGGUUUGGAUUAAUAGGAUUAGAGGACCAGAACCUUUGUGUUUGUCCCUGAGGCAAAUGUGAUGCCUUCUCUGGGCCCAACAGGCUCCGAGAAACUGUCUGCUGGUUCAGUGAGGCAGGGUUCAAAGGAGUAAGGUAAUUCCCACAGAAGAGGGUAUAGCUUAUGACUCUCUCCUGAGACUAGGGUUACCUAGGGUGAGGACUCUCACUGAGGUCAUUUGACAAUUCAAAAUGAGUUCAUCCAGCUCCUCGUGAGGUGUUUCUUUGAUCUUUGGGGUAUUGUGAUUUGGUCUUUUGAUAAUGGAUUUUUUACAGUUUUGAAUGUGGUGUUGGAAGGGGAGCUGUUAAGAGGUAACACUUGUUUUCCUGUUGGUGGUGUCUCACUCAGCUUCCAAAUGACUAUGUCACAAGGGCUAAGGAAUCACUUUGGCUGGGAGGCAUUGUCCGGUUUCUGUACAGAAACCAGCAAUUUGGAAAUAAUAAUAAUUAAAAAAAACCUCUGGGUA
Molecule: messenger RNA, 2411 nt
Organism: Dromiciops gliroides (monito del monte)
Lineage: Eukaryota; Metazoa; Chordata; Mammalia; Microbiotheria; Microbiotheriidae
Gene: HMCES
Product: 5-hydroxymethylcytosine binding, ES cell specific
Exons: 7
Coding region: 362-1345 (327 amino acids)
Biological process (GO): DNA damage response
Molecular function (GO): single-stranded DNA binding
Source: RefSeq, a predicted model, not a curated record